UUUACAUUCAGCGCGUCAAACGAAACACUUCUCCCACCCACCGACGUUACAACUCCAACCAUAUAACUCAGCUUUCAGCGCGCUUAUCCCAAACGUACUACAUCAAACUAUCUACGACCUCCUGCACUCAACAAAUCCGAGAACGUAGAAGCUGCUAAAAUGGGUGACGACAUGGAAGUCGACAAUGCGCCCCUCUCGCCUCAGCAGGAGGAUGCUGCUGCCUCCGGCGGCGCCAACGCCAACUCCGCCAAGGUCGCGGCCAUGCAAACCCACACCAAGGCGACUGCCGUGCGCUCCAUCGAAGGCUGGAUCGUCAUGGUGACCAACGUACACGAGGAGGCCGAUGAGGAAGCCAUCCAGGACAAGUUUGGCGAGUUUGGCGAGAUCAAGAAUUUGCAUCUCAACUUGGACAGGCGAAGCGGUUACGUCAAGGGCUACGCAUUGAUUGAGUAUCCGACGCUUGAGGAGGCGCGCGCCGCCAUCGACGGUGCCCACGAGACGAAGCUCCUCGACCAGACCAUUCAGGUGGACUUUGCCUUUGUGCGACCACCCCCAGGCAAGACCGGCGGCGGCGGCGGCCGUGGUGGAGGUGGUGGUGGUGGCGGCGGCGGACGCAACGGUCCUGGCAACCGCAAUAGGGGUGGUCGGAGUAGGAGCCGCAGCCCCGUAGGCAGGGACGAGUGAUGACGGGAUAAAACAACUCGAUGCGUCUUUGUCUUGCGCGAAAAAUGGGAUGGGAGGAAGGAAAUGCCCUUUGAAGCCUGGGCAUAUGGCUGCUAAAUUCCCGCUAACUACAACACCAAGGAGUAUCCAGCCAGCUGGAGUUUUCCAAUGACGGGUGGAAUCAUACUGGAAUAGCAAGGCUUGCUGCAGCGCUAUGUUGGUCCUCAACCGAACGGACAAUAGCCAAAAUGGACGGGAAUCGAUGAGAACAGAGGAUACAAGAACAUUGGAGAGAGAGUCGGGUUCAGGUAGAGACAACCUGUAAACCAAGAACUACGCUCAAGUAGCCGAUGUGUCGUCAAAAGAGAGCAAAAUCAAGGACACGUCGGCGCGUUGCCACGAUCUUAACAGGACAUCAAAUUGGCCUCGUAAAACAUUGCUAUACGAAAGUAUUUACUGUGAUGAUAUCUAGCAUUAAGAGAGUCGGGGCUUGCUUAGAUGCAUGCAUCAACUCUUCAUUGGGUUUCCACACAAUGAUGAGUCUGCAACACCAGGCAGCGGCACUCGCGUGAAAGACCGUCUGAGCCGCAUAAAGCCCUCGGUAAG
Molecule: messenger RNA, 1269 nt
Organism: Neurospora tetrasperma FGSC 2508
Lineage: Eukaryota; Fungi; Ascomycota; Sordariomycetes; Sordariales; Sordariaceae
Exons: 3
Coding region: 160-684 (174 amino acids)
Biological process (GO): RNA splicing
Cellular component (GO): nucleus; exon-exon junction complex; cytoplasm
Molecular function (GO): mRNA binding
Source: RefSeq, a predicted model, not a curated record